Messenger RNA from Impatiens glandulifera, 1794 nucleotides. Its product is annotated as BTB/POZ domain-containing protein At3g49900. Gene Ontology annotation, molecular function: protein binding. Bases 132 to 1586 code for a protein of 484 amino acids. Lineage: Eukaryota; Viridiplantae; Streptophyta; Magnoliopsida; Ericales; Balsaminaceae. The record is from RefSeq and is a predicted model, not a curated record. The transcript is spliced from 4 exons.
AAAAACUCUUCAAAACCCAAAAUAAUUUCUCUCUCUAUUUUACGACCGACCCUAGAAAGAGAUCCGACCGGUGGCCGGUGGGAAGAUAUAGACGGCGGCGGUGGCGGUUACCGGUGAGUUUUGAGUGAAGAAUGAAGCCUUCUUGGAAUGGUUUGGGAAUGGUGGAAACUAUAUAUGAGGAUGAAGAUUUAGAAAACGAUGUCGUUUCAACAUCUUCUACUCUUUCUGUCUCUCCGAGUCCAUCUGAUUCUAGAGUAGUAGAGCCAAGGUUAUUGAUUGAUAGGGAAGCAGAUGUGUUGGUACAUGUUGAAGAUUCGCAUUUCUAUUUGCAUAAGGAUAUCUUAAUAUCUAAGAGUGGUUAUUUUAAUCGUCAACUAAAAGGAUCUUCUGAAAUCACCAUUUCUCCUCCCCUAAAGAUAAAAGCAGACACUUUUACUCUCAUAACAGACUUUUGUUACGGUUCAAGAAUUGUCAUCACGCCAUUUAACGUUGUUGACAUAAUAGUAGCGGCUGAGCAGUUGGAACUAACAUCGGUCGACGACGAUGAAGACCUUCUCGAAAAGGCCGACACCUAUUUUCGCCAAUUUGCCUCGUUAUCCGAUGAUUACGCUUCGGUCGUUUUUCGCUCAUGUUUGUCAUUGCUACCCGAAUCUGAAAUUACGUCAUUUCUCGUAAGUAGAUGCAUACACGCCUUGAGUUUGACUACGAAUAUGGACCAUGUUUUACGUUGUAUCGACGAGAUAAAGACCGUGAAAACGGAACAAUUUGAAUUAAUUGUUGAGGCAUUGCAUCAUCGGCUAAUGGAUCAUGACCUUAUCUAUAGAAUUAUUGAUUUACAUCUCCAGGUAAAUGGGGAGAAGUUAACGGAGGAGAAAAAAACCCGGCUAUGUAACUUCAUAGACUGCGGUUCACUUUCGCCGGCGGCAAUCAUGAACGCCGUCCAAAACCCUAGAAUGCCUCUCCGAUUCAUGGUCCAAGCCAUGUUCAUAGAACAACUCAACACUCGUCGAGCACUCUGCUCGGCCGCAAAAGCCCACCCAAAUCCGAUCCCCAUUGCCAAUACCAGUAAAGUGAUCACAUUAGGGUCAAUUCUCCGGCAAGAUGCUUCAAACCGUCAAGUGGGUCAGCUGAGGGAAGCAAUGGAUGUCACAAGUUCCCGAAUUCAAAGCCUGGAAGAAGAACUGGGUUGUCUAAAAGAGGUUCUUAGGGAAUCAGAGAAUCGAAAUCGUGGGUCUGUGAGUUUUAGGAUGAUUCGACCGGAGAGUAAGAUUGAUAGAGGAUCGGUUUCAUCAACUGAGUUCAGGGGAUUUCCUAGGAGAGGUAAAAUUGUUGAGAUUUCGAACGAAUCAUCAGAUGGGUCGAAUCAGUUUGGCGAUUCUUCGACGAGUCAGAAACAGGGGAUGAUGAAUUUUAGGAAGAAAUUGAUGAUGAGAUUGAAGAAUGCGUUUCGAAGAGGAUCUAGCUCAGGAACAGAGACGAAAAUGGAUAAGAAGAGAGGAGAUGAAGAAUUUGACGGCACCGGCGGCGGCGGCGUCGGAGAAGUUUUUAUGAUAAAGAAGAAAGAGAUAACCAGUCGCCGGCGGUGAUCUCACUUUCCGGUUAAAAGCUUUACUUUGUCUUUCUUAUUAAUUAAUGAAAUGUAGAUCUGAUUCUUCUUUGAAAGUCUUCAAUAUUGAUGAGAAUUUAGAGAUUCAAUGCAAUUAGAAUUAUUAGUGUUAUUUAAGUUACCACAAUUAAAUUGUUUAUUUUUGAAAAAUAUUAAUAUUUAAAUUUAGAUAAAUUGAUGUUAAAAUC